AAAUUCUCCUCUCAUUUGUUUUUGUUUUUCUGUUCUUCCCCACAUUAAAAGCCUGCCUUCUUCUUCUUCGAUUAAUAUUUCUCUUCUCUAAUCCACCUAUAGCUCCUUCAAGUUUUUGAAAAACGCAAUAUAUUAAAAAAAGGAUAACUAAAAACACCUUUUUGAGGUUUUGCGAUGGCAUCGAAGCGGAUCUUGAAGGAAUUGAAGGAUUUGCAGAAGGACCCUCCUACAUCAUGCAGUGCUGGUCCUGUUGCUGAAGACAUGUUUCAUUGGCAGGCAACAAUCAUGGGUCCACCAGACAGUCCAUAUUCUGGGGGUGUUUUCCUAGUGACUAUUCAUUUUCCUCCAGAUUAUCCCUUUAAGCCUCCCAAGGUGGCAUUUAGGACAAAGGUAUUCCACCCCAAUAUUAACAGCAACGGAAGCAUUUGCCUAGACAUCUUGAAGGAGCAAUGGAGUCCUGCACUAACAAUUUCCAAGGUAUUGCUAUCAAUCUGCUCUUUGCUUACGGACCCAAAUCCCGAUGAUCCAUUGGUGCCGGAGAUUGCUCACAUGUACAAGACCGACAAAAGCAAGUACGAGACAACUGCAAGGAGCUGGACCCAGAAGUAUGCUAUGGGCUGAAACAAGCUCACCGUACGUGGGCUUAGGCCCUAUGUUUUUCUUAUAUAGUAUAUAUAUUUAUUUUGGUUUAUCAGUUCUAUCUGGAAAAAAAAAUCUGUUUUGUCACUUCAAUUUCUAAGGCUAAAAAUUGGACUAAGCUUGUCCAUAAAGCGGCCUUAGUUAAAGAAGAAAACGCAAAAAAGCUGCUUUUGCUAUUGUUGUAUGGAUAAUGCAACCUUGGAACGAAGAAGCUUGUUGUGCCCCUGAAUCUGAAAAUGUCCAUUGUUCUCCCAUAAAAUCGACAUUCAAAACCCUAAUAUUGGCAUUUACAAUACAAUUAAAUAAUGUUAUACCAA
This is a messenger RNA of Gossypium raimondii (Peruvian cotton), 956 nucleotides long. Its product is annotated as ubiquitin-conjugating enzyme E2 28. Gene Ontology annotation, cellular component: nucleus. Bases 175 to 621 code for a protein of 148 amino acids. The transcript is spliced from 5 exons. The record is from RefSeq and is a predicted model, not a curated record. Gene Ontology annotation, molecular function: ubiquitin conjugating enzyme activity. Gene Ontology annotation, biological process: protein polyubiquitination. Lineage: Eukaryota; Viridiplantae; Streptophyta; Magnoliopsida; Malvales; Malvaceae.